Messenger RNA from Drosophila serrata, 1330 nucleotides. It is a transcript of the gene Alp6, whose product is annotated as Alkaline phosphatase 6. The record is from RefSeq and is a predicted model, not a curated record. Lineage: Eukaryota; Metazoa; Arthropoda; Insecta; Diptera; Drosophilidae. Gene Ontology annotation, biological process: dephosphorylation. Gene Ontology annotation, molecular function: alkaline phosphatase activity.
CCAAGGUCUGGUCUCCACACAAGUCGCUUUGGGUAACUUGGGAUUAGCGGAAAAUGGCCAAAAGAUUCAUUUUGAUUCUCCUCGUGGCCAUCUGGCUGAGUGGUAGUGUCAGCGGACAAAGGGACCACCCACGAGGACGUUCCUUCGAUCCCGAAGCACAUCUCAAGAAUGCCGAGGAGCAGCAGUCGCAAUACUGGGUGGACAAGGCUCAGGCCAAGCUGCUGUCCAAGCUGGCCGAAUCCCAGGCAGCGCACACUAACAAGGCCAAGAAUGUGAUCCUCUUCCUGGGCGAUGGCAUGUCCGUGCACACGGUGACCGCCACUCGGAAUCUGCUGGGCGACAGUGCAGAGCAGGUGUACUUUGAGGGUUUCCCGUACACGGGUCUCUCCAAGACGUACUGCGUCAACAGGCAAGUGGCGGAUUCCGCCUGCACGGCCACCGCUUAUUUGGGCGGCGUUAAAGGAAACUACGGAACCAUUGGCAUAAAUGCGAAUGUUCCGAGGUACAACUGCGAUGGUGAUCGACUGGAGGAGAACCAGGUGCUAAGCAUCGCUCAGUGGGCUCAGGCUGCGGGUAAGAAUGCUGGUCUGGUGACCACCGCUCUUACACAUGCCUCUCCAGCCGGCGUUUAUGCCCACACCGCGGAUCGUAACUGGGAGAAUGACUGGGAGGUGGCCAACAGGAAUUGUGAUCCCGAGAAGACACUUGAUAUUGCCCGCCAGCUGGUGGAGCAACCGGUGGGUCAGGGUCUCAAGGUGAUCCUCGGCGGUGGGCGGCAGAACUUUAUCAAUACCACCGUGAACGAUGAGGAGGGUUAUCCUGGUUAUAGAACCGAUGGGCGUCACUUGAUCCGCGACUGGUUGGCCCACAAACAGGAAGCUAAUGUCUCUGCCAAUUAUGUGUGGAGUCGCAAGGGUCUUAGCCUGGUGGAUCUGGACAAAACGGACUAUUUGCUAGGUCUCUUUGCCAGCUCUCACUUGCCCUACAAUGGAGACAGGAACCGGAAACGCAGCCAGUUGGCGGAUCCUUCGCUGAGCGAGCUAACGGAAGCCGCCAUUAAGGUUCUGCGACGCAAUGACGAGGGAUUCUUCCUGUUCGUCGAGGGCGCCCGCAUUGACAUGGCUCAUCAUGACACCUACGCUAGGAGAUCCCUUGAGGACACCGCCGAGUUUGCCAGCUGUGGCAAGUGGCUCGUGAACUGACCUGAGGAGGAUACCCUAAUUGUGGUCACUGCCGAUCAUGGACAUGUCAUGUCUAUCAAUGGAUAUCCGGUGAGGAGGGAUGAGCCUGAAAAAAACUUACUAUUACUGAUUAUCUUUUUCUUAUUGCA